Messenger RNA from Anguilla anguilla (European eel), 1939 nucleotides. It is a transcript of the gene il12b2, whose product is annotated as interleukin-12 subunit beta. The transcript has 9 exons. NCBI's taxonomy places the organism in Eukaryota, Metazoa, Chordata, Actinopteri, Anguilliformes, Anguillidae. The coding region runs from base 20 to 1360 and encodes 446 amino acids. The record is from RefSeq and is a predicted model, not a curated record. Gene Ontology annotation, molecular function: protein binding.
UGCAGCUUUCUGUGGUGAAAUGGAAACAAUGCAACCUGAGACCUCUAGGACCUGUGUGGAGCUCAAAUCCAAACCUCACAGGUUAAUAUGCUGCAGAUCGGACUAUUUGCAUUCACUCCCCCUUCGGGCCAUAUGGUGUUACUACAGAAGAACUGGAGGAAUGGCUGGCGUCUCCCAGAAUAUUCUAACACAGUGGUCUCCAGCCCUGGUCCUGGAGAGCUACAGGGUUCUGCUGGUUUUUGUUUUCACCUUAAAAUCAGCACCCAGUCGAGACCCAAGACACCAGAUGUAUCUGUCACCCUGGGUUUCCCUGAUUGUGGCCGUGUGCAUCUCCAUGGUCUGCAGCCUGAAUGAAUUCCCCAAGAAAAUACAGGUCAGCCAGAAGGGCGCUUCCGUUAAUCUCACCUGUCACACGGACUUCCAGGGUCAGGUGACCUGGAAGCAGAAGCUGCAGGGCAAGGAGAAGAUAUUGAAAGAGUCUAGAUUUGUCAGCAUCACUGGGCUAAGGCUCUUCCUACACAAACUGGACACGCCCGAUGCUGGGGAGUACAGCUGCUGGGGGGAGGGGCGCAAGCUGGACCACACCUAUCUGCUCCUGGAGGCUGAGGAAGAGGAAUCCUAUGAUAGUGAUGUGGAGGAUGAGGAGGAGGAGGAUGAGGAAGAUCAGGAAGAAGAAAGAGACUCCCUCUCCUGCUCCACUCGGACGUAUAGCUGUUCCUUCACCUGCCGUUUGUCUGCAUCCGGAUUCACUGCAGCCAGACUGAGCUUCCAUCGUUACGGCCAGCAGCCCACUCAAUGGCAUUAUGCCCCCACUGCACAGAACCAUUUCCAGUUCACCCUGCCCCUCUCCUACUCCCCGUUCGCUGAGGAGAGCGCCGCCCUGGUGGUGACAGCAGAGGCUGCGAACAGCAAUCAGUACCUGAAAAAGACCAUUCAAUUCUACCUGCGUGAUAUUGUCCAGCCCGAUCCGCCCCAGACGGUGACGUGUGAGCGGGCGGGGAACGCCCUCAGAGUGACAGUCCAGCCCCCUGUUAGCUGGGCUCAGCCAGUCAGCUACUUCCCCCUGGAGCACGAGAUUGAGUUCAUCAACAAGGACAAUGGCAAGACGGAGCGUGUGACCAGCGGUGUGAUCACGCAGAAGGUCAGCAGGCUUCGCGCUCGGUCCCGGGACCCCCUCACCCCCUCUGCCUGGAGCGAGUGGAGCCCCUGGAAAAAUGUGACAAGACGAACUAACAAACGUAAGGACAGAGCAAUGAGUGGAGAGACAGUUUCCCUGUCUUUCAGAAAAAAUGAUGCUGUCAUCUGCCAGAGGAAGAGGAAGGGGAGGAAGAGAUGUCCAGAUAGAGAUAACAAACAGUAGAUAGCCAAUUGGGAUGGUAUAAAACAGUAGUUACCUUUUAAAAUUCAAACGGACAAUUGUUCGAAAGAUUGCAUCAUCGCACCUUGUAUCAUCAUAUAGAUAGUUACACAUAUGCAUCAUUAUUGUUGCAUAUAAUUAUAUUUGGUCAUUUGCAAAGUGCACUUAAUUUUAAAUUGGUAAUGUCAAAAAUAUAUACACUUGUGUUCAUUACAUUCUUGUUGUCUUAUUGGUCUUAAAUGGUAAACAAUUAACACAACAUAUCAGGCAUUUACCCAGUUUUUUUUUGCCUGCUGAACUUCUAUGCAAUCAUGAGCCAGUCCCUGUUUACUGUAUGUUGCAAUAAUCUCUUAAACACAAUUAAAACCUUAUUAAAGAUGCCUUCCAGGCCGGUUUUCAACAAUUUUGGGUAUAUUGGUUUCCAGCUAAGAAAUAACAGGGCUGUUCAAACCAGGGCUCCUAAUCCUGGUUCACUGUCAUAGAGUACAUAGGAACUGGAGAGGGUGGGAUGUGUUAUUAUCUUGGAUAUGUGUCUGGUGGUUUUUGAUACAAGCGAUGGUACUUUCUGCAUGUAAAUAAUUG